Messenger RNA from Knipowitschia caucasica, 264 nucleotides. Lineage: Eukaryota; Metazoa; Chordata; Actinopteri; Gobiiformes; Gobiidae. The record is from the annotation of a GenBank genome assembly.
AUGGCUCUCUGUCUGUCCGAGAACGUGAGCGAAGAGGAGGCGGUCAGAUUGGGCAAGAAGGACCCAGAACAAGAGGUACAGUGGAGAAGUUCUGACGCGAACACUCAGGAGCUCAGCAAAGACAAGUGGCUCUGGACGCCAGAGUUCGUCCGUAAGCACAUCCUGAACAAACACGGGGAUAAAGUCGAUGCUGUCAGACAAGAAGUGCAGUUCUUCAACAACUUCCUACUGGACCCCAAGAGACCCACCCUCCCCGAGAACUAA